GGCAAUCUCACAUUUCGAAAGCCUCACUCACAUGCAGCUGGCGUUGCUUUUAAAGUUUCUAAAGUCUCGCCCGCUCUCAAGCAUUUUCUGACAGCAAUUUUUCAAGCAUUUAUCGACAGCAUUCCAGUGCCAAGGGCAGCUGCCGUUUCGUUUCGAUGAAAGCGCAUUCAACAGCCGUGGAUCUGUGCCAGAACGAUGUUAAUGCUGAUGUGCUCGUCCAGCUCCGACAGCUGCAGGCUAAUCAUCUGUGGCUGCGUCAACAGCUGACACAACUGCAGCGCGUUGCCUUCGCCUCUCGCCUGAACCAGCGAAGGAAAUUGCUCAACAGCAGCGCCGCCUUGGAGUGCAAGUUGCGCCAGCUGCAGCUCAGGCACCAGCGUGAAUGGGGCCUCUGAGAUUUAAAUCACAUAUAUCACACAGCACAGUACAGCACAGCACAAAUUAAAUGUGAAGCAAAACCUC
Drosophila nasuta is the source of this 462-nucleotide messenger RNA. RefSeq lists its product as uncharacterized. Lineage: Eukaryota; Metazoa; Arthropoda; Insecta; Diptera; Drosophilidae. The transcript is spliced from 2 exons. The record is from RefSeq and is a predicted model, not a curated record. Bases 156 to 395 code for a protein of 79 amino acids.